AUGGGAUCAGAGCAUAGGCGGCACAGCACAGGCUCGAGGCGUUUACAUAUUCAGUGUAGACCACUAAUCGCAGCGCAACAUGGAAUGAAAAUUAACCAUGCAUCAAUGUUAAACAUAUCCUCUCCAUCCGAGGACAAGCCGUUUCAUCAUUGGCGAGGCGAGCUCGAUUUCUAUGCCAACCCCCAACGCCUACGCUAA
This is a messenger RNA of Pseudocercospora fijiensis CIRAD86, 198 nucleotides long. RefSeq lists its product as uncharacterized. Bases 1 to 198 code for a protein of 65 amino acids. Lineage: Eukaryota; Fungi; Ascomycota; Dothideomycetes; Mycosphaerellales; Mycosphaerellaceae. The record is from RefSeq and is a predicted model, not a curated record. The transcript is spliced from 2 exons.